This is a messenger RNA of Solanum pennellii, 978 nucleotides long. Its product is annotated as transcription factor MYB119-like. The transcript has 5 exons. Gene Ontology annotation, biological process: regulation of DNA-templated transcription. Bases 1 to 978 code for a protein of 325 amino acids. Lineage: Eukaryota; Viridiplantae; Streptophyta; Magnoliopsida; Solanales; Solanaceae. Gene Ontology annotation, cellular component: nucleus. Gene Ontology annotation, molecular function: RNA polymerase II cis-regulatory region sequence-specific DNA binding; DNA-binding transcription factor activity, RNA polymerase II-specific. The record is from RefSeq and is a predicted model, not a curated record.
AUGGCAAGCGAGAUUGAGAGAGGUGAGAGGGAGAAGAGAAGCGAGCGAGAGAUGACAGAUAGUGGGAGACAGGUGAAAGAAGGAAAUUCAUCGACAAAUUAUUUGAUCAAAGGUCAAUGGACUGAUGAAGAAGACAGGAAAUUGCUUAGGUUGGUAAAACAAUUUGGAGUAAGAAAAUGGGCACAAAUUGCUGAGAAAAUGGAAGCAAGAGCAGGAAAACAAUGUAGAGAAAGAUGGCAUAAUCAUCUACGUCCUGAUAUCAAGAAAGAUACAUGGAGUGAAGAAGAAGAAUUGUUACUAGUGGAAUCACACAAGCAACUUGGAAACAAAUGGGCUGAAAUUGCUAAAAGAAUUCCUGGAAGGACUGAAAAUGCAAUAAAAAAUCAUUGGAAUGCUACUAAAAGAAGGCAAAAUUCAAGGAGAAAUAAAAACAAAAAAAUUCAACAAGCUGGUGAUGAUGAUACUCAAUGUGAACGCAAAUCAUCCUCCUCUCGUUCCACCGUUCUACAAGAUUAUAUUAAAAGCAAUUCCACCGCCACUACUUUCACCGGAAGUACUCCACCGUACUCCGAAGACGAUUCGCCGUCUUUGAUGACUCAUCAAACACAUGAUGAAGAAAUGAACUUCAUGCAAAGUUUAUUUGGACAUGACAAUAUUACUACUAUCGAGCCACAAGUAGUAACUCAAGAUCUUCUCAACAAGAGCUCGUCUGAUUUGAACUCCUUUAGUGAAAAUUCAUUGACUCAGUGUAACGUUCAGAGUUACACUCCUCAAUACUAUCCUCCGGACCUAUACCUAUCGUACCUUCUAGAUGGUUCUAAUUAUUUUGGAUGUGGAAGCAUGAAUAAUACUAAUCAAGGUUGUUCAACAUCAGGAGGAGGAGGAGGAAACAUUAAGGAAGUUGAUUUGAUGGAGAUGAUUAAUUCAACUAAUCCUCAAUUAUCUCAAGCUGGAACCUUCAACAAAAACUUUUUCUAA